Drosophila grimshawi is the source of this 1555-nucleotide messenger RNA. Its product is annotated as proliferation-associated protein 2G4. The record is from RefSeq and is a predicted model, not a curated record. The transcript is spliced from 8 exons. Lineage: Eukaryota; Metazoa; Arthropoda; Insecta; Diptera; Drosophilidae. The coding region runs from base 103 to 1287 and encodes 394 amino acids.
CAAUCGGUCGAUAGCUCGAACUGUCUGGCAUCCACAUGCAGCAUAGUCUUAAAAACAUCGUUUCGUCAUUAAGCAGCUCUCGUUUUGUGUUUCAUUUUAAAAAUGGCAGACGUAGAAAAGGAGCCUGAGAAGACCAUCGCCGAGGAUUUGGUUGUUACCAAAUAUAAAUUGGCUGGCGAAAUUGUAAAUAAAACACUGAAAACUGUUAUUGGACUCUGUGUGAAUGAUGCCUCCGUCAGGGACAUUUGCACCAAGGGCGACAAUCUGCUGACCGAAGAAACCGGCAAAGUGUACAAAAAGGAGAAGGAGCUGAAGAAGGGUAUCGCAUUUCCAACAUGCCUGUCGGUCAACAAUUGUGUCUGCCACUUCUCGCCAGCUAAGAACGAUGCCGACUACACGCUCAAAGUGGGCGAUGUGGUUAAAAUUGAUAUGGGCGCCCAUAUUGAUGGCUUCAUUGCAGUGGCAGCGCACACAAUUGUCAUUGGCGAUGGCACGGAUCAGAAGAUAAGCGGACGACAGGCUGAUGUCAUACUUGCCGCAUACUGGGCCGUCCAGGCGGCGUUGCGUCUACUCAAAUCCGGCUCCAACAAUUACUCAAUCACCGAUGCCGUGCAACAGAUCAGCGAGUCGUACAAGUGCAAGCCCAUUGAGGGCAUGCUCAGUCACGAGCUGAAGCAGUUCAAAAUCGACGGCGAGAAGACAAUCAUACAGAACCCGAGCGAGGCGCAACGCAAGGAGCACGAGAAGUGCUCCUUUGAGACGCACGAGGUCUAUGCCAUCGAUGUAAUCGUCAGCAGCGGCGAGGGCGUGGGACGCGAGAAGGACACAAAGGUAUCGAUUUACAAGAAAUCCGAGGAGAAUUACAUGCUCAAGCUGAAGGCGUCGCGAGCGCUGCUCGCCGAGGUGAAAACCAAGUAUGGCAACAUGCCCUUCAACAUCCGCAGCUUCGAGGAGGAGACCAAGGCGCGCAUGGGAGUCGUCGAAUGCGUAUCGCACAAGAUGAUUGAGCCCUUCCAAGUGCUGUACGAGAAGCCUUCUGAGAUUGUGGCACAGUUCAAGCACACGGUAUUGCUCAUGCCCAACGGAGUCAAUCUGGUCACCGGCAUACCCUUCAACGAGGACAUCUACGUCAGCGAACACAGCAUUGCACAAGCUGAGCUCAAGGAACUUGUCGCACAGCCACUGGGACCCGUUAAGGGCAAGGGCAAAGGCAAGAAAGCGGCUGCCAGCAACGUUGCUGCGGCGACAAAAGUGGACGCGGCGCCGGCCGUUGAGACCAAGGCAUAGAGUCCUGGGUACACCGUACAUAACACGCCGCCUUGAAGCAACAAUAAUGUGAACAAUUGCGCUGCCUACUGCUGCCGCCACAUCAGUUUUACUAUAUAAUUCGUUGAGUAGUAAAUCAGAGAAACCAUUUGACAACAUCAACCAACAACAACUCGUUUUCGUUCCAAGAACUUUUCCAUUCUAACAAGAACAAAAAAGAAACAAAUAAAAAUAAAUACCACUUAUGAGCCUUAUAGUUGGGCCUGUAAAGUUGGAUUUGCAGCCAGAA